GAAGAAAAUAUCGUUUUUAUAAUAAUUUGUCAUAACCGAACACUAAAUUCAAAACUUUUACAAUUACGAAAGAACCUCAAAUCGAUUUCGGCUAAUUUUACCGGCAUCUCACAAUUUCAUCUACUAUCGUAUAAUAAUAGGCACGUAAUUGAGUAAUUAUUUUUGAAUAAACUAUUAGUUUCUAAACUAUAAAUAUAUAUUCUUACCCUAUCCAAAAUAAUUACCAAAUGAUAUAAACUGAUGUUACUUAAAAAAAUGAUUAUUUUUCUGCUAACUAUACAUCGGAGUAAGUCAACCGGAUGUUGCUACUAUUUCAAUCAACAUGGCAAACUAUAACGGACAACGUGGGCCUGAAUAUUCAGAUGCCAUUAACGAUAAUAAACAAAAAGGAGUAUGCAAAAUCAAGCCAGCAUUCAUUAUCGGCGAGCAAGUGAAGGAAUGCAACGGUUCUUCCCCUAAAAAAGACAAUCAAAUCAACCCUACACCAUGGACUGAGCCCGAUUCUGAGUCACCAGCACCAAUUAUCCCUGUGAGCCAAGAAAUUCAGUAUGAAGGAACAUUUUCAGUUGAUGAAUCCCUCUGCCCUAAAUCUAAGCGCGAAAUGGGAAAGGAAAAGUCAAAAGGAGGUCAAAAUAAACAGCGACCACCACCAUUUAGGAGCCCAAAAGACCAAAAUCUGUGCCCCUGGUUGGUGGAUCAAGUGGAAACUGAGCCACAGAAAAAAUGCCCUUCGUUGAACUGUAAAUUUUUACACGACAGAUCCGAAUACAUGAAGAUUAAAGAAGCCGACAUCGGCUCCGAUUGUUACCUCUUCAACCUCAUAGGUAGAUGCCCCAGGGGAGCUGCCUGUAGAUUUGGCUCCGGUCAUUUAACUGAAACGGGCAUCAACAUCAUCAAUCUCGAGAGCUACGAAUUGUACAAGGAGAAACCUUUAGCAACGAAGAAUCAAAUUCCAAGCAUCCUUCAGGAGAAAUUACGAAAGCGAAAGUAUAAUUUUUCCAUAUCCGAGACGAUUAUAAAAAGUACGGAGAAGAUUGUGAAAGAAAAAAAAGCUCGUACGGAAGAUGAAACAUCUGAACAGCCUUCAGAAGCUACCACAGAGGCUUACGAUAGCGAGAAAAUCGUAAAAAGAUUGGGUCCAGUAUCGGAUACCGAUUUGGUAAAGCUUCGAGCUUCAGAAAAAAAGAAGAUAGACUGGAGGGACAAGAUUCUUCUGAGUCCAUUGACAACUGUGGGGAAUCUUCCGUUCAGGCGGAUCUGCAAGGAGUUUGGAGCGGAUAUAACGUGUGGGGAGAUGGCAUUAGCUCCUAAAAUCUUAAAGGCUGCAUCGGAGGAGUGGGCUUUGGUUAAGAGAUACGAGACAGAGGACAUUUUUGGAGUUCAAAUUUGCGGAAAUAAUACUGGUGUCCUCACUAGAUCUGCCCAGUUACUGAAUGAACAAGCAAACAUAGAUUUUGUAGAUUUGAAUUUAGGAUGUCCCAUUGAAUUAAUUUAUAAGCAAGGAGCGGGAAGCGGAAUGCUUGCCAGAAAAAAUAUUCUGAAGAGUGUUGUUCAUUCUAUCAGUCAGGUUUUGGAUAUCCCUCUAACUAUCAAGACGCGGAUAGGGAUAUAUCAGGAUAAACCUAUUGCUCAUAAUCUCGCUCCACAGUUCAGGGACUGGGGGGCUUCCAUGAUCACGGUUCACGGUAGGUCACGGGAGCAGAGGUAUACGAAGAGUGCGGAUUGGGAAUAUAUUGAAAGAUGUGCAGCUGCGGCUAGUCCAAUUCCAGUUUUUGGUAAUGGAGAUAUCCUGGGAUAUGACGAUUAUUUAAGAGUGAGAGAAAACUGUCCAAGUGUACAGGGGAUCACUAUUGGCAGGGGUGCGCUGAUUAAGCCAUGGAUCUUUACAGAGAUCAAGGAGAGGAAGCUUAUUGAUAUGACUAGCUCGGAGAGAUUGGAGAUUUUGAGAAAGUAUGCAAAUUAUGGUCUAGAACAUUGGGGAUCAGACACCAGAGGCGUUGAGACAACCAGAAGAUUCAUGCUCGAGUGGAUUUCCUUUUUGCAUAGGUACAUUCCAGUGGGAAUAUUAGAAUCGCCACCACAAAAAAUCAACGAGCGACCUCCAUUCUAUAAAGGCCGUGACGAAAUGGAGACUCUCAUGGCUAGUUCCAAUUGCGCCGAUUGGAUUAAAAUAUCCGAAAUGUACCUUGGAAAAGUUCCUGAUGGUUUCCAUUUCUUACCAAAACACCGAGCAAAUUCAUGGAAUUAAUGUAACAAGAUAAAAUACUUGAUCGAUCUUUAAAUAAGAAUUGUUUUUUUUUUUAACGAAAAUCAG
This is a messenger RNA of Diachasmimorpha longicaudata, 2314 nucleotides long. RefSeq names its product tRNA-dihydrouridine(47) synthase [NAD(P)(+)]-like (gene Dus3). Gene Ontology annotation, molecular function: flavin adenine dinucleotide binding; metal ion binding; RNA binding. The coding region runs from base 323 to 2248 and encodes 641 amino acids. The transcript has 5 exons. Lineage: Eukaryota; Metazoa; Arthropoda; Insecta; Hymenoptera; Braconidae. Gene Ontology annotation, biological process: tRNA processing. The record is from RefSeq and is a predicted model, not a curated record.